Botrytis sinoallii is the source of this 2445-nucleotide messenger RNA. RefSeq lists its product as uncharacterized. Gene Ontology annotation, molecular function: zinc ion binding; DNA-binding transcription factor activity, RNA polymerase II-specific; transcription cis-regulatory region binding. Gene Ontology annotation, cellular component: nucleus. Gene Ontology annotation, biological process: positive regulation of transcription by RNA polymerase II. Lineage: Eukaryota; Fungi; Ascomycota; Leotiomycetes; Helotiales; Sclerotiniaceae. Bases 1 to 2445 code for a protein of 814 amino acids. The record is from RefSeq and is a predicted model, not a curated record. The transcript is spliced from 3 exons.
AUGCCACGCCCAAAGAAAGUGGGAGCACCAGAACCUAAGAGAAGGAGUAGAAAUGGAUGUUGGCCCUGCAAAGCUCGCAAAGUCAAAUGCGACGAAAGUCGUCCAGCUUGUGUGAAUUGUUCGAAACUGAACGAAGUCUGCGAUUACAGUAUACGAUUGAAUUGGGAGGGCCGAGGCAAGAAAAGGGCUCAAAGUGAUGUCAUUACUACUGGGCAGAGUACCUUCUUGACCUCGAACCAAACAAAUCCAAAUGCAAGUAACAACCCUUCGGCUUCGGGGUCAUAUACAAGCUUCCGCUCUUCCCCCGCAGUAUCUGCGCAUCGUGAUGAGCAUUCAAGUCGCGACGAUGGGGCAUCUGUGGAACGUAUGGCCGAUACAUCGAUGAUUGAUCCCGCCUUGACCCGACCUGCAUAUCCACCCAUUGUAACUUUCCAAGAUACAUUGCCCAAAGAUUAUGGUCGCCAAAACCAACACUAUCCUCAAAGCUUCGAACGGUAUCAAUCCAGUGCCCCCAUCACUCCACUCUCAGCUCAGUCACCUAGCCUAUUGAUAUUUGGCCACCUUCAAGUUGCAGAUGAAUCUGGAAGUCCAAUUUCAAACAGAAGCGCACUCCCGGGUACCGAAAGUCCAUUGUCAACUCCUCCAUAUCUCGGAAGUGGUCGUGGAACGCCAGCGACUGAAAGCUCUAUCGCAGAUCGACCUGCUAAACGCACGCGAUACGACAGUUCACUCCAUAGUGCACGAAUGCUUCCUCCUUUAGUAUCCAAUUCGGAUCCCAACUACGACUCUCGAAAUACAAGCAUUCAUACAUCCGAGGUAGAACCUGAAUCAAUACGCGGGGUGGAUAUUGAUAAGAACAAAGCUAGGCCAAGUCGUGAAUUCUCACGCAGACUCUCGGUAAAUUCACUGUUGUCGGGACCGCUUGAUGGGACACCCUCUGAACAACCCAGCAAUGGGAGAGGGUGGGAUUACCAAAGUCAGGACUGGACACCGUACAUGCAUGAUGUAUACCAGGAUACAGAAACAUGGGGAAUUGAUCGAGGAUUGGUAGACUUGGACAUUGGUAAGAAUGAUGACAUUAAUGCAAUAUCAGAAUCGUCUCCCAAGCUAUCGGAAAUUCACCAGGACUUUGAUUCAGAUAAUGGAGGGGAGUUAUCGCCAAUGGAAUUUGGCUUCGGUAUGGAAAUCAAUGAGACAGCCCUUGAAGUUGGAUAUUAUGACAAACCGGUUUCGAUAUGUAUACCUCGUGUACUUCAACCACUGCCUGCGAAACUACUGGAAAAUCCUAUGAAUCUACUUCAUCAUUUUCUAGACCAUACAGCAGGCUGUCUGAUACCACACAAUUGUUCUUCUAAUCCAUUCCGAAGUAUUCUGCCGCAGAUGGCGGUUCGAGAUGAUGAUUUGUUACAUCUUCUACUUGCGUACUCUGCCACACAUCGAGCCAGACUCCUAAGACAUCCGGAACCUGCGACUCGUAUAGCUUUAUGGGUCAAAGACAUCUUUCCUAACCUUAGGCACGCACUCGAUGAUCCGAAUAAGAUUACAUCAAAUGUUAACCUUGCCACGGUAAUCAUGCUCGCAUCUUUGGAGAUAAUAUCUCCAAAGGUCUUUGGAGUUGCCGUUCCAUGGCAGAAACACCUCGAGUUCGCAAGACAAAUGCUCGUUGCCAGAGGUGGAGCCCAUCGUAUGCAAACUAUGUCCCGGAAAGAUAAAGUCUCGUCUUUUCUAUGGAGUUGGUUUGCAUAUUUGGAUGUCCUUGGCAGUAUGAGUGGAGGACAAAACCUUUCGUCCGCCUGGAUGCUGGAUUAUGAAGCAGAAGAUGAAGAGGAUGGUUACCAGAUUGAUUGUAUUCUAGGCUUCACUAGUCAUUGCAUCCGAAUACUUGCCAAAGUUGCUAAUCUUGCGCGUCAAUGUGACGAGCGUCGCAUUAAUCCUGAUUCAACGAUUAAACAAGAUUGGCAACCAUCCGAUGAAGUUGUGACCCGCGCGCACAAACUAGAAGCAGAUCUUAUCGAGUCGCGGCGUCACCCGGCGAAACCUUGCACCCACAUGCAAUCUAAGUCCGAAGCAGAAUAUGGUUGGGAUAGUCUUGAGGUCGCUGCAACCAAUGAGGCUUUUCAUUCUGCUGGACUAGUUCAUUUACAUCGCAGGAUACUGGGAAAACCCUCAGCACAUGAGGAUGUUCAGCAUGCCGUUGGUGAGAUACUUGGCUCCUUCAACAAGAUUAGGAAAGGAAGUAGUGCCGAAGCAUGCUUGUUAUUUCCCAUGUUCACAGCUGGAUGUGAUAUAUGGGAUGACAAACAAAGAUCGGAUAUCCUCGAACGAAUGAACAGGGUUGAGAGGUACGGAAUGACACAAGCACAUAAAGCACGGAGAUUGAUGGAGCAGGUCUGGGAGUCUGGGAAACCAUGGGAGACGUUGGUAGGCGGAGAAUUCUUUGGCUGA